UUUGCUUGCCGAGCUGUUUUCCAGGUGCACUAAAAUGCCCAGCUACACAGUGACUGUUGCCACAGGUACUCAGUGGUUUGCUGGAACAGAUGACUACAUUUACUUGACCCUGGUGGGAACUAAUGGAUGCAGUGAGAGAACCCUUUUGGACAAACCCCUCUAUAAUGACUUCGAAAGAGGAGCGGUGGACUCAUAUGACAUCAAUGAGGGAGAGGACCUGGGUGAAAUUCAGCUGAUAAAAAUUGAAAAGAAUAAAUACUGGAUGCACGAUGAUUGGUACUGCAGAUACAUCACGGUGAAGACGCCCUAUGGAGACCACAUCGAGUUCCCUUGCUUUUGCUGGCUAGUCGAUGACAAGGAGGUGAUCCUCAGAGAUGGCCGGGCUCGAUUGCCUCAGCAUGACAAGACCGGGCUGGCGAAACAGCAUAGACGCAAAGAGCUUGAGCAGAGACAAAAGACAUACAGAUGGAAAGAAUGGCACCCUGGCUUCCCAAUGAGCAUAGAUGCCAAAGCCCAUAGAGAGCUGCCACGGGACAUUCAGUUUGAUAGCGAGAAAGGAGUGGACUUUGUGCUCAACUACAGCAAAGCGAUAGAGAACCUUUGUGUAAACCAAUUUAUGCACAUGUUCCAGUCCUCUUGGGGUGACUUUGCAGAUUUUGAGCGAAUAUUUGUCAGAAUUAAGAACACAAUAUCAGAGUAUGUGAUGCAACAUUGGAAGGAAGACUUCAUGUUUGGGUACCAGUUUUUGAAUGGCUGCAAUCCUGUCAUGAUCAGAAAAUGCACAGAGAUACCAGAUAAGUUUCCAGUCACACACGAAAUUGUGGAGGACAGUCUGGAGAGAGGUCUUACUCUGGAGGAAGAGCUCAAGGAAGGAAACAUCUUUAUUGCUGACUAUGAGAUAUUAGAUGGGGUAACGGCAAAUGCUACAGACCCGUGCACACUUCAGUACUUGGCUGCACCCAUCUGUCUCCUGUACAAGAAUAUUCAGAACAAAAUCAUGCCAAUCGCCAUUCAGUUGGGUCAAACACCAGGGGAGGAAAACCCUAUCUUCCUCCCAAGUGAUGAAGAGCAUGACUGGUUGCUGGCCAAGAUUUGGGUGAGAUCUGCUGACUUCCACGUGCACCAGACAGUCACACAUCUUCUUAAGACACAUCUGAUAUCUGAGGUCUUUGGCAUAGCCAUGUUCAGACAACUGCCUGCAGUUCAUCCUGUUUUUAAGUUGCUUUUACCUCACGUCCGUUUCACCAUUGCCAUUAACACCAAGGCACGUGAGCAGCUUAUCUGUGAGUGUGGACUCUUUGACAAGGCCAAUGGUACAGGUGGAGGUGGCCAUGUAGAGAUGGUCCAGAAGGCCAUGAAGACCUUUACCUACAAGUCCCUUUGUUUCCCAGAGGAUAUCAAAGAACGAGGCAUGGACAGUCAGGAGGAGCUACCCUACUACUUUUACAGAGAUGAUGGCAACAGAGUCUGGGAGACUGUGAAAAAUUUUGUGUCAGAGGUAGUGGACGUCUAUUAUGACAAGGAUGAGACUAUUCAGGAGGAUGAAGAGGUCCAGGCAUUUGUUAAAGAUGUUUGCAGCUUCGGAAUGCAGGAUUUUGACUAUUGUGAGUUUCCCAAGACAUUGCACACCAAAGAGCAGCUAGUGGAGUAUCUAACUAUCAUUAUCUUCACUGCUUCUGCACAACAUGCUUCAGUAAACUUUGGUCAGUUUGACUGGUGUUCAUGGAUUCCCAAUUCCCCCCCAACCAUGCGGAAGCCUCCACCUACAAAGAAGGGUGAGAUAGAUCUGAAGUACAUUGUGGAGAGUCUGCCUGAUCGGGGACGAUCCUGCUGGCAUCUUGGAGCAGUGUGGGCCCUCAGUCAGUUUCAGGAAAAUGAGAUGUUCUUAGGCAUGUAUCCUGAUGAGCACUUCAUCGAAAAACCUGUGAAGGAGGCCAUGGUGAAAUUCCGCAAGAAACUUGCAGAAAUAACCAUAGUCAUCAAGACCCGAAAUGAAGGAAAAAAGCUGCCGUACUAUUAUCUGUCUCCUGACAAAAUCCCAAACAGUGUGGCUGUCUGAUUUUACAGUAACAGGUGAACAAGAGUAUUUUAUGAGUUAAAGUUGAUGUAUGUAUUUUGUCUUCGUUAAAAUACUUUCUUGUAUGCUAGCUUAAUAUGCAAAGACAACUAGAAGUAUGACAUUUGUAGGUUGACUUCAUUGAAAAUUGUGUGAUGUAAACACUGUAUGAUGUGGCGCUAUCAAAACGUUGCUGUGUUUGUUUGUGCAUCUCAACCAGUCAGUCACAGAAACACUGGCUCAACCAAUGGUAUGAGUUUGUGGUGAGACUACCUGAUUGCAGUUUUGGGGAGUAACAGAAUACAAGUAACGGAAUUACGUAUUUCAAAUUCAAAAUAUAAGUAACUGUAUUCCACAACAGUUACAAUUUAAAUCAUUGGUAAUUAGAAUACUGUUACACUCAAAAAUAUUUUGAUUACUAAAGAAAUUACUUUACAUUUAAUUGUCAUUCGAUUAAUUUAAUGUUUAGUCCUUUCAGAUGGAAAACAUUUAUACAUAUUAAUGAUGCGAUCAAAAGUGCAUUUGAACAGCGGUGAAACACUUUCUUAUGAUGUGUUACAUUCAUACGAGCUGACAGAGAAGUAAGUUUGAAGUAAGUUUGGGGCAGAAAAAAUAGAAAUAUACCUUGUGUAAAUUGUCAGAUUUACUCUAAGAUAAAAUGCUAUUUCUAGCCAUUUUACAUGCACAUGUUACCAGACACAAUCAUAUUUUUUAUCAAGAAAAUUCACAUUGGAUUAUAAUUUCUUUUUUCAAAGAAAUUAAGGUAAGACCUUUGAUAUUAGGGCAAAAAUCGCAUUCUUGAUAAUAAUUUUUGUAUUGUUUUCCUGUAAAAAUAAAAAUAAAAAUCCUUAAAAGAAGAUCAAUUUGAUUUAUCUUGUUUUAGAAACAACACUGCAUAAGAUAUUUAGGUUUUUCAGAGAAUGUAUUUUUAAUGUGUAUUUUGUCUUACUGUACUGGCAGAGUUUUUAUAGAGAAAACAAGUGAAAUAAUCUACCAGUGCUGAAGAAGUAAUCCAAAGUAUUUAGAAUAUGUUACUGACCUUGAGUAAUCUAAUGUAAUACAUUACAAAUGACAUUUUACAGCAUGUUUUCUGUAAUCUGUAGUGGAAUAUAUUUCAGAAGUAACCCUCCCAACCCUACCUGUUUGUCAGACCAAAGUAAGAAGGGAGUAGUCUCCAUGAAACCUGACCAAAGUCAUUAUUUAUGCUAAUGGUGCAUAAAUUAAACCUCUUCGCUUUUAAGUAGCUUAAUAAAAAAAGGAAAAGGUAGCACUUUUAUAUAUCAAGUAGCUGAGUUAGAGGAUUUUCAUAAUUUUGUGUAUUUACAUUUAUAUUACAAGUACUAAUCAGGAAAUAAUAUCUAAUUAUAAGGUUUUAAUUGAUGUUGUACCCCAAAAUGAUUUUAUACCUGCUUAUAUUAUAUUGAUGAGUGUAUUUUUUCCUUGUUUAUUUUACCCAAAUGUCAAAUAAACUCAGAUUUUUUUUUAUCAAAAA
Molecule: messenger RNA, 3548 nt
Organism: Xyrauchen texanus (razorback sucker)
Lineage: Eukaryota; Metazoa; Chordata; Actinopteri; Cypriniformes; Catostomidae
Product: polyunsaturated fatty acid 5-lipoxygenase-like
Exons: 14
Coding region: 35-2059 (674 amino acids)
Biological process (GO): linoleic acid metabolic process; lipid oxidation
Cellular component (GO): nuclear envelope
Molecular function (GO): iron ion binding; protein binding; arachidonate 5-lipoxygenase activity
Source: RefSeq, a predicted model, not a curated record